CAGUGUUGCCUGUCUUUAUGUUUCCCUCUGUGGAUGUUAUAGCGCAUUAUCUCGGUCUGAAUGAAGCUUUCUUUUUGGAUUUCCCCCGCGCCGACGCUGUUUCUGGGUGACUGCCCAUUCUUUACUUGUGAAGUCGCGCGUUAUAAUUUUAUUGCCGAAACCUUAUGAGCUUUUUUCAUAUUUUGAGGCGUACCUUGUAUUUAAUUUUGUCAGACAAUGCCGCGGCUUCCUUGAACGUGUUUUAGCAGUUAAUAUCUUCAAAUCUUGUGUGUCAAUUAUUGCGUAAAAACAGGAAAGUUGGGCGCGCAAAGUUUUGGUGACGGUCGAUAUGGCUAUGGUGGCGUGGAGAAACACCGAAGGCGUCGGGGAUACUCAGGGGACCCUCUCCUCCCCGGUGUCCCAGGUCGCACCUCUGUCUCUGCCCGGGGAGCUGACGGGACACAUGAACCCGGCGUCCUCUCUGGAAAUACCCCAGACAGCAGCCGCACCCCAGGGCGCACCGCCGCCUAAUCCGUCCAGCACCACCACCGCGACCACCGCCACCAACAAUAACAACAACACCUCCUCUUCCUCCUCCUCCUCCUCGUCCAUGGACAAACAGCAGAGCCAACAGAUCGAGUGCAUCGUUUGCGGGGAUAAAUCCAGCGGGAAGCACUAUGGACAGUUCACGUGUGAAGGAUGUAAGAGCUUCUUCAAACGCAGCGUCAGGAGGAACCUGAGCUACACCUGCAGGGCCAACAGGAACUGUCCCGUAGACCAGCACCACCGCAACCAGUGCCAGUACUGUCGCCUCAAGAAAUGUCUCAAAGUCGGCAUGAGGAGGGAAGCUGUCCAAAGAGGCAGAGUUCCUACCCAGUCUUACCACGGCCAGUUUGCCCUGACAAACGGAGACCCUCUACAGUGUCAUUCCUAUCUGUCAGGAUACAUCUCUCUCCUGCUGCGGGCCGAGCCAUACCCGACCUCCAGGUUCGGCUCUCAGUGCCUGCAGAACAACAACAUCAUGGGCAUAGAGAACAUCUGUGAGCUGGCGGCCCGAAUGCUCUUCAGCGCCGUGGAGUGGGCGCGCAACAUCCCUUUCUUCCCGGACCUGCAGGUACCGGAUCAGGUGGCCCUGCUGCGACUCACCUGGAGCGAACUGUUCGUCCUGAACGCCGCCCAGUGCUCCAUGCCCGUCCACGUCGCCCCGCUGCUGGCCGCCGCCGGCCUCCACGCCUCCCCGAUGUCAGCGGACCGGGUAGUGGCCUUCAUGGAUCACAUCCGGGUCUUCCAGGAACAGGUGGAGAAGCUCAAGGUGCUGCACGUAGAUUCAGCAGAGUACAGCUGCAUCAAGGCCAUCGUGCUGUUCACCACAGAUGCUUGUGGUCUGUCGGAUGUGGCCCAUGUGGAGGGUCUGCAAGAGAAAUCCCAGUGCGCUUUAGAAGAGUAUGUGAGGAGCCAGUAUCCAAACCAGCCUAACAGGUUUGGGAAGCUGCUGCUCCGCUUGCCUUCCCUUCGCACCGUCUCUUCUUCUGUCAUAGAGCAGCUUUUCUUCGUCCGUCUGGUGGGGAAAACCCCCAUAGAAACUCUGAUAAGGGACAUGCUGCUGUCCGGGAGCAGCUUCAACUGGCCUUACAUGCCUAUUCAGUAGAGUAAAAAGCUACAGUGGUGCUGCUAAGGUCAGGAAAGGUCUCACACCUCAAACCAAGUCAUUUCAGCUAAUGCAGCAAAAAUCUCUGUUGCUUCAAACAAGGAAAAAAAAAACUGCCAGUGGAAUGAGAUAAUUACAGAAAUGUUCAAGUUAAAAAAAUAUUUGGUUUCACUAAUAUCCAGAUUAAUGAUCUCUGUUUUCUGCAUUGUGUUAUUAUGUUUUCAGAAAGGUUCCUGAAAUAAAUAAACCAUUUUGGCAUCGAGAAACAAUCUGACCCCACUGGCAGAAUUUUUUUUUUUUUUAAUGUUCAAAGAGAAACAAUAUUUCAUGAGAUGAAAUGACUGGUUAUGAUGGACAUUUUUUACAGGGUGGUGACCACUCUCAGUCUAUUGUUUUUGGGAUAACAAACAAUAUUUAUUGGCCCUGUGUGUAUAUUUAUCGUGUUUGUAAAUUAUGUUUUGGCUCCUUUUUUUUUUUUUUUUUUAAUGUUUUAUGUAUUUUUGCCCCGGCUAGAGAGAAAGGUGCAGGGAUUGUCUCGUGUCCAUCCAUUUCUUUCUUUCGUUUGUUUCAUACCUUCCAGACAUGGCACUUUGGACUAAAAGAACGUUUCAGAAAGAUUUCACACAAAUGUUUGAAACCCAGCAUCUUCUGACUUUAACCUAUUUGCUCAGUUGUGUACCAGCAGAGGUGAGAUUAAUGCUCUGUAUUGAUGCUGAAAGAAAGCAGAGAAAGAGAGCUAAAAAAUAUUUGGAAACUGCACUUCUCGUGAUCAGUGUUAGGUUGCGCCAAGUAAUGCAUUACUUGUUAAUCAUUGCAUAGGUAGUAUCAUUACUUUUUUACAUUAAUAUUUCCUUACAUAUUUUAGUUAAUACUUUCUGACUGAUUCCUUUUGCGACAAUAUUCCAUUUCUAUUUUUUUAGCCCUCUAAAAAUAUUUGUUUCUCCUUUUAAUGAUCAGAAACCACGUUUCUCAUCAAAUUAAUGAAUUUUGCCACUCAGAGAAAUUAAUCUUUUAUCGUUACCUCUCAUCUAAAAUGAGAGUUGAUGAUGAGGCUAAAUAUGGAAAAAAAAAAAAAAAAAGACAAGCAGAAGGAGGCUGAAUGUUCAAUAGCUGUACAUGAAUCUGAUAUUUUUAUAUCCAGAGGAGUUAAAGAAAAAAAUUGUAUUCUUUUCACUGGUAACUGGUUACAGUGAAAAGUAAUGACAUUACUCCACUAGAUUAAUGAAUGAUGCAUUACCUCACACUUAUACUUCAUUUCUGUUUCCAGGUGUUUUACACUGACUGUCUGAGAGAGAUUCUAAGAGCACUGGGCCUAAUGUAUAACUGCAGUUUCUUAAAGGGAUAAAUGAACUGUACACAACUUCCCAGGUCGAGUAAAAAAAAAAAAAAAAUCUAUUUCAUUAUAAUUCAUGCAUUUAUGAGCCCAGGCCGCUUAAUGGCACAAUAGACCACUGCAGGGUAUUGCUGAACUUAAAAGUGUGUGUAUAUGCGUGUGUGCGUGCAUGCGUGUGUGUGUGUGUGAGUGAGUAUUUGUGUUUACUUCUUUUUGACAACCACUCUGAUGUACUGUGAAAGCAUAUUGGUUAACAUAUUGGUACCGUAUUAAAUUAUAACUCAAGAUUUAUAAAUAAAGUGUAUUUGGUUUAUUUUGCCAUUUCAA
Molecule: messenger RNA, 3287 nt
Organism: Toxotes jaculatrix (banded archerfish)
Lineage: Eukaryota; Metazoa; Chordata; Actinopteri; Toxotidae
Product: COUP transcription factor 2-like
Exons: 3
Coding region: 329-1627 (432 amino acids)
Biological process (GO): cell differentiation; anatomical structure development; negative regulation of transcription by RNA polymerase II
Molecular function (GO): zinc ion binding; nuclear receptor activity; retinoic acid binding
Source: RefSeq, a predicted model, not a curated record